Messenger RNA from Carassius gibelio (silver crucian carp), 3627 nucleotides. RefSeq names its product inhibitor of nuclear factor kappa B kinase subunit epsilon (gene ikbke). Lineage: Eukaryota; Metazoa; Chordata; Actinopteri; Cypriniformes; Cyprinidae. Gene Ontology annotation, molecular function: ATP binding; protein serine/threonine kinase activity. The record is from RefSeq and is a predicted model, not a curated record. Gene Ontology annotation, cellular component: cytoplasm. Bases 416 to 2611 code for a protein of 731 amino acids. The transcript has 22 exons. Gene Ontology annotation, biological process: peptidyl-serine phosphorylation.
ACUACGUAAAAUGACCAACAAAACAUAAUAUUUUAACGUGUGUUAUGUUUUCUGUCUAACUUUCAGAUGAAAACAUGCGUUAAGAGGAAAAAUACACCAGUAAGUUACCCUUAACACAAACACGAUGCGCCGAACAAGGAAGUUCCUGACAGAAACGAAAGUUGCUGGUGACUCUGGUUUCCGUCGAGCUGCUCUUCUCUCAUAACUUAACUUACACAGGAGGACUGCAGGUGUAACGUUAGUUAGUCCACAGAAAAACACGCAGGGAUUGACACAUUCGGAUUCAAGUGGAAAAUGUGCUGGCAUCUAACACACAAAUGGUCAUAUAGAAAGGAAAUGGAUUUUAUUUGACGCCUCUGUUGUGACGUGAGUGAUUUUUGAGAGGUGUUGUGUUCAGAAACAAACCGAUCCCAUCAUGUCAUCCGCUUGUGUCAGCUCAAUGACAGUAAGUACAGCAAACCACCUUUGGUCGCUGGAUGAUGUUCUUGGUCAAGGGGCCACAGCAAGCGUCUACAAAGCACGAAACAAAAAAACAGGUGAGCUGGUUGCAGUGAAGGUCUUUAACUUGGUGAGCUACAACCGGCCGUAUGAAGUUCAGAUGAGGGAGUUUGAGGUGCUGAAGAAACUCAAUCACGUCAACAUUGUUAAACUCUUUGCUGUGGAGGAGAUGCAUAUGAAUCCGAAGCAGAAGGUUCUGGUGAUGGAGUUCUGUUCAGGUGGCAGCCUGCUGAACCUGCUAGAGGGACCUGAGAAUGCGUUUGGACUUCCAGAGUCAGAGUUCCUCAUCGUAUUACAGUGUGUGGUCCAAGGAAUGAACCACCUGCGAGAGAAUGGGGUGGUGCACAGAGACAUCAAACCUGGCAAUAUCAUGAGGCAAGUGGGUGAAGAUGGACGCUCGGUGUAUAAGCUGACAGACUUCGGUGCUGCUCGUGAGUUGGAGGACGAUGAGAAGUUUGUGUCCAUAUAUGGCACAGAGGAAUAUUUGCAUCCGGACAUGUAUGAGCGUGCAGUGUUGAGGAAGCCCCAACAGAAAGCUUAUGGUGUGUCUGUGGAUCUGUGGAGCAUCGGUGUCACCUUCUACCAUGCUGCCACUGGCAGUCUUCCUUUUAUACCGUAUGGAGGCCCACGCAGAAACAAAAAAAUCAUGUACAAAAUCACAACAGAGAAGCCAGAGGGAGCCAUAGCAGGUGUGCAGAAGGUUGAUGAGGGAAACAUUGAAUGGAGCUACCGACUGCCACACUGCUGCCAGCUUUCAGAGGGUUUAAAGACCCAGCUGGUCCCAGUGUUGGCCAGCAUACUAGAAGCAAAUCAGGAGAAGUGUUGGGGCUUCGUCCAGUUUUUUUCUGCCACCACUGACAUUCUGCACCGCAUCUCGGUCCACAUCUUCUCUCUCCAGCAAGCCACAGCACACACCAUCUACAUCCACUUUCAUAACACGGUCUCAAUCUUGUUUGAGGAUGUUCAGGCCCAAACUGGAAUUGAACCGGCAGCUCAACAGUACUUUUUUCUGGGUCAUCCUCUCAUAUUGGAGCCAAGCAUGAAAAUAGUGAACCUUCCCCCAACCACUCCAGACCGCCCUAUCAUUCUCAUCAGCCGACAUCCAGAGAAACUAAUAGGCCAUCCAUACAAAGAACCUGAGGCUCCAGCGAUGCCCACAAAGUUUGACGUCAUGGCAGAUUACACCUUCUCCAAGACCAUAGUCGGGGUCAUCCAUCAGUACCUUCGGAUAGCCCGCUCACUCCAGAAGUACAGAGAACUGAUUCUGCAGGGGUUCCAUAGCUACAUUGAAAACACCGGUUUUGAAUGCAGUAAUGUGGCACACAGGAUAGGCAUGGUGAACAUGAAGCUGGUUUGUUCUAUCAGCACUGAGGAGCAUCUCCAUCUAUUUGCUCAGAGGGUUGCUCAUGAGUUUCCAGACUUUGUAGACCAUAAGAAAAAGCUCCCACUGAUUGAAGAGGAUUUCCAGCGGAUGUAUAGCAGUGGAAUCAGAGAGUUCCAGAAUCAACUACAGCAUUUGCGUGUGAUGCUGUCUAAACACUCCGAGACACUGGCCCAGGAUAAGAGCAUCCAGAAGAUGGAGGUUUUGUUGGGGAAGAUUGUUGCAGUACAUCAGCAGUAUUGCAAAGACAGAAUGACAGGAAAGCUCAGCUACAAUGACGAACAGAUUCACAAGUUUGAGAAGCUCAACCUGUCUUCAUACAUAAAGAAGGUCAAGAGUUUAUUUAAGGAUGACUGUUUGCAGAAAUACCAGGAUGUUCUGAUGGCUGCUAGCAGCUGGAACAGGGUUCUGUAUGAGAUGCAGGCGAGUCUAGAGCAGUUUGGAGUCGUCCUCCGCCAGAGGAUGGGGGAUCUGCAUCUGUGCGAGGUCCAGCAGAACAAGAUUCUGGACAGAGCUGUGCUUCGAGCUCUCCAUCAGCCUGUAGGAGCUGAGGGGGUGGAUGGACAGAAAAAAGAUGAUGAGCACAUGAUUUUCAAAAUGAACAGAUUAAAGGUUGAGAUGGAGGCUGUGGCACGGGAGCUACAGAAUAACAACAACAUGAUAGAAAGCCUUGCAGUUGUUACCGCUACACUGCCAUUGGAGAAAAAAGUACCUCAAGCCAACAGACCAUGAAGACCUCAAUGAAUGCACAACCAUAUUUAUAUUUACAGAGCCUGAAUCUGUGAGCUAAAGGAAAGCUAAACAAAACAUCUAUAUAUAAAAAAAUUAAGUUCUUGGUUGAACCUCUCAGACAAUAAAGAACAGAUUAAUGGCUGUUACCAGGGCAGGCAACUAAAAUUGCAUGAUGUGUACUGAUGUGCAAAGCACAAAUUGAGUUAUGACUGCUCUCGAUUCCCUGAACUGUACUGUGACAGGUUAAAGGAAAACAGGUGUGUUUAAAACUCUCACAUUAAGUGUUCAUGCAGUUACUGCAUUUUAUCUUCAUGCAAUCUAUUAGUAUUGACUUUAACAGCCAAGAAUGAAAUAGAAAUAUAGAUCUGUUGUAACAACUACAGCAGUUUUCAUGAGACUUUAAUAUUGAUGGCACAGUGUAUUCAGCUGACAACAAUGGUGUAACUAUUGCACAGUCAUGGGAUAAAGAGAGAAGAGUUCAGUCUGCUUUGUAGUUGAUUCAGUUUCUGAGAGAUAACCGUGCAAUAGCACUAAUUGAAUUAGUCCAUUGAUCACAACAGAGUAUCACACAGCAUCAAGCUUUAGAGGAGGCUUUGUUUAUUUGACAAUGUUCACCUGGGCCUUUGAAAAACUGCACAAAUUACUCCAAAUGUUAGCAUCCUGCGAAUACUGACAAGAGUCAAUAGACUCAUACAAUGCUGUAUUACAGAUCAUUUCAAUAUGGAAAGUGAAAGAUCUGUUUGGUGGGUUCUGAUGGCACAUUUCAGAGUGUGAGUUAAGGGGAAUUCCCCACUCUGGGGGAACUAUGAACUUACAGAGACCUUACAAAGCUUGCAUAUGUUUGACUUACAAUGGAAUUUUAUCAACUUUCCUUUUGCCUGUUUGUAAACUUACAUGUAAAAAAAAAAAAAAAAACAUUUAACAUGUUCACUUCUGUAUUAUGAGGAAAGAGGUACCCAUUAAAUGUUUAGUAGUACUUGACAGACUAUAUGGCGCUAAUAAAUAUAUGAACACAA